GAUGUGGACACAAAACUCAAUAAACUUAGUUUUGAAAUCAAAGACUUUGUCGGCAAAAGUCUUAUGAGUAAACAUUUGGACGAAAUUCUCAGGAAUUCGUUCAAAAGGGCGAAACUGUUUACCACUUAUCGGCUGAAUAUGAAGACUAAAUUGAAACAAAUGAAGUUCAGUGUCGGCAAAAAGUAUCUACAAAUGAGCGGCAAAUUACUCAUUAUUAAACCCUUUGAAUCAAUUGAUGGCAAUAUUGACGACAACAUUACCGACCGGAUUAAGGACUCAUAUUUUCUGCCCGAAAAGGGAUUAGAAGGAAAGUUAAACUUCGAGAAAGUGGACGAAAAUCCCGACGAUUUAGCGUUUGAUAAAAUCGCCGAAAUGUCCAAACGGGGUGUGGGAAGGGGUGGAGAAGAGGUGACCAGUUGUGGUGACAAUGUGUGGCCACUAUUUGCCGAUGCGCUGAACAGUCCAGUCCUGUUGACAGAGCGGACACCUAUUGUUUUGCUGAACCCAUAA
Medioppia subpectinata is the source of this 510-nucleotide messenger RNA. NCBI's taxonomy places the organism in Eukaryota, Metazoa, Arthropoda, Arachnida, Sarcoptiformes, Oppiidae. The record is from the annotation of a GenBank genome assembly.